This is a messenger RNA of Priapulus caudatus, 746 nucleotides long. RefSeq lists its product as uncharacterized. The transcript is spliced from 5 exons. Bases 49 to 732 code for a protein of 227 amino acids. The record is from RefSeq and is a predicted model, not a curated record. Lineage: Eukaryota; Metazoa; Priapulida; Priapulimorpha; Priapulimorphida; Priapulidae.
GCGAUGUUGACGUUAGGUUAGAAACGUAAGGUGAGCAAAUACUCUGCAAUGUCCCGGCGAAAACAACUUCAUCCAAAGCCUUGCAAACCAUUCAGUAGUGAAGAUGGGGAGACAGAGAUGUCAUCAGAGAUGGAUCACAGAGGUGUCAUCGACGUUCCUUCGUCUCUCGUCAUCCGUUUACAGCCGGUUGACAGCUCGCCUAAAUGCACGGUGUGUAACCAGGUGGCGCUAGUGAAAGGGACGUCAUUCGGACCGUAUAGGCAAGACUUCCCGGCAGCUGGUGAUCACAAGAUUAAACGCGAGAACGAUGCCGACAAGGAAGAGGAAGAAGAUGAGGAUGGGUGUGCGGCGGGAGCGUGGCUGUCCCUUCUUAGAACCACGUCCAGAGAGGAGGAAAGCAACAUAAGCAUAUCCAGAAAAGGUAACAGGCUUUGGUGCUUCGUUAAGCGAGAUCUACCCGUCGAUACCGAGCUGGUGGCAUCUCUCGAGCACACACAAGAUGGCGCUGGCGACGUUCCUGUACCAGGCGUAGACUGCAGCACAGUGACGUCACGACGCUCGUCAUCGGCAGGAUCGCAAGAGCCCGCGCGGGAGGGUGAGCGAACAGAGAGCGACGGCGAGGCGGCGCGCGCCGGGGAGAGCGGCGGAUUGACGCCGACAGAGGGCGCUGUUGCACGCGACCUCGGUCAGUGCAGAGCUGCCGCUCUAACGGCUUCGCUGGCGCCGGGCUAAACACCGCUUGCAGA